Sinocyclocheilus rhinocerous is the source of this 562-nucleotide messenger RNA. It is a transcript of the gene il17c, whose product is annotated as interleukin 17c. Lineage: Eukaryota; Metazoa; Chordata; Actinopteri; Cypriniformes; Cyprinidae. Gene Ontology annotation, molecular function: cytokine activity. The transcript has 3 exons. Gene Ontology annotation, cellular component: extracellular region. Bases 77 to 562 code for a protein of 161 amino acids. The record is from RefSeq and is a predicted model, not a curated record.
CACAACCUGAGCACUAAACUUGAGCAUCACUGCGGGUCAACGGAGUUUUAAUAGCCUAAUAAACCUUGAACAAAUUAUGUGGUCUCCGCUGUUUUUUGGAAUAUUUUUCUUCUUCUUGUCGGAGAGCAUCGUGAAUGGAAAGAAUCUGGGAUGUUUCGGUGAAUGUGAACAUGGGUUCAGCAAGAUUCACAACAAGCUACUUCAGUCUUUGCACGCACACAGACACCAGCGUCUCCGGGCCGUCCAUCAUCAGGCGAACUCCUGUGAAGAUUUCGCUCGGGCUUCAUCAGCAGCGCUCAAUGAUCGCUCACUGUCCCCCUGGCGGAUAAGAACAGUGGAAAAUACAGACAUGUACCCCUCAAAAUACGAGGAGGCAGAGUGUCUGUGUAAUGGAUGCAUCAUUAACGGGGUUGAAAAUAGGACCUACAACUCAGUGCCUGUGAAGCAGACUCGCUUAUUCCUGAAGAAGGUUCCUUGCCCGUCUGACCCGAAAAAAUACUCCUUAGAGUAUAAACUUGUGACAGUGACUGUAGCCUGUACCUGUGCAGUUCCUCAGCAGUAA